AUGAGUGAUGAAGAUAAUUCAAGUGUGCGUGCAACUUUUACAUGGUGCUCAGUUCCUUACAAACAAAAUGACGUAGUAUACUCGGAUUUUUUUACCAUUAAAAAUCAUGGCAAUGUACAGUUUCGUAUAAAAGCACAUCGGGCUAAAUACUUGAACAAUAAUUAUGUCUUACAUAUUCAAGUACAGCAAAUAAGCCAAUACAAAUAUGCUAAGGCAGAUGUAACGAUAACAAUUAAUAAUUUAUCAUUCACGUACAAAACUUCAUGUUGGUCAGAUUACACACGUGUUUUUUGUUUUUGUGAGUCUAAUUAUAAUAAUAAAUCAGACAUUAAAUGUGAUAUUACGUGGUACGGUUUCAUAAAGUCUGAAGAAGCGAAACGUCAUAUAUUGACGUUGGAUAGCCUAGUUUGGCUUACACCCAGAUAUUUGUUUUCUUCGAUCAGAAGUGACGUCACGUUACGUAUUGGUUAUAAAUUAUUGUAUGCGCACAAAGUGAUACUGUCGGAAUUCAGUCCUAUUAUUUGUGCAAUGGUUAAGACGGAUCCAAAAAACACAAGUGCGCGGUCACAAGAAGUUUGCAUACCCGAUGUCGAAUUUGCAAUAAUGACUGAUAUAUUGAGGUUUAUGUAUACUGGAAAAUUGACACACAAAAUAGACACCCAACGAGUUGCUAGAGUACUGGUUGCAGCUGACAAAUAUCAGAUUGAUAUGUUGAAAACAUAUUGCAGCGAUAAGUUGUGUCGCAAUUUAAAGAUCAAUAAUGUUAUAUCUAUUUUGGAUAUUACGUCUGAAUGCAAUACGUCGGAGUUUCACGAACGAGCCAUGAAGUUUUUGGUUGAUCAUAUUAAAUAUUUUGAUGUAUUAGUUGUAAUGGACAUUGCGAAAAAAACUAAAUCGUAUUAUAAAUACUUUGUUAAAGCGUUUGAAGAAAACAAAAAUUGA
Molecule: messenger RNA, 942 nt
Organism: Microplitis demolitor
Lineage: Eukaryota; Metazoa; Arthropoda; Insecta; Hymenoptera; Braconidae
Product: BTB/POZ domain-containing protein-4
Exons: 1
Coding region: 1-942 (313 amino acids)
Biological process (GO): regulation of proteolysis; proteasome-mediated ubiquitin-dependent protein catabolic process
Cellular component (GO): cytoplasm
Molecular function (GO): ubiquitin protein ligase binding
Source: RefSeq, a predicted model, not a curated record